This is a messenger RNA of Sclerotinia trifoliorum, 2157 nucleotides long. Lineage: Eukaryota; Fungi; Ascomycota; Leotiomycetes; Helotiales; Sclerotiniaceae. The record is from the annotation of a GenBank genome assembly.
UUUAAGUCCCUUUUGCUUCGAUGAUCUACGAGUCCAUGUCCGAUCCAAUCGAUUUACUUAUUGUACUCUCGUGCUACCGGACAUACUCUAAUCUUUCUACUUCUCCGUCACCAUCUAUACUUCCUAUUUUACUCUUUCAAUCCGUCCAUCUCGUUCCUAUAGUUUCUCCUAUAUUUCUUUUGUUGCCGCCAUUGUCUCUCCUGCUCUAUCACUUUUUUUAAAUUUCUAUGGAAUACUAUACCACAGCUUUCUAUGGUACACCUUGACGGCUAAAAAGACAGUUCGUUUCACAUACAAUCGCUCUUGUGUGUGAAUCCUAAAUAUAUACGAACCAUGGUUUGCGCAGCCUCUUCUUUGACGGUGGAGUCCUAUGAGGAUGUUACCACCAGUACGAUGGCGUCUGGAAGAGAAGAUACCAAACCGCUAAAUAGGAGACGCCAUUCCUCCUUUCACCCGAAACGAACCGCCAGCGAACAACUGAUGGAUGGCGAGGAAGGUCUGAUGCUCAAGGUAUUUUUCUGAAUGAUAUUUGGAUUGUGGCGCAUAGAGUCUAAUGGAGAGAAAGGUCGAUAUAUUCCUGUCGGAACUUGAGCGCAGAUUAGAUUUCAUUGAGAAAUAUGGAAACCUUACUUUCGAUUCGAGUAUUUCAUGGUCAUAUGCGACGUUACAGGCUGUGAGGAUGAGAUGUUCGCAGGUCUCGGGAGAGGUAAUAGGGGCUACGAAAAGGCGGGCGAGGAUUAUGGUUGAAACUGUCGAAUCGAGAUACCAAGAUGCUUUAGCAGCGCAUGAAACAUUACACGAGAAGGUCCAUACAGGCAUUGGGUUGUUGGAAGGGAUUCUGUCCGAGUUCGAAGCAAGAGCAUAUAAAGUAAAGGAGAAGGGUUUACGGGGUACAGCGGAAAGUUUGAUGGAUGAGGGGCGCAAAAUUGUGGAUGAGGGAUUGGGAAAAGCUAGAGAAGUGGUCGAUGAAGGUUUCGAAAGAGCGAAGAAGGCCGCCGGGACAGUGGAAGAACAUAUCGAAAAUGCGAUUGCUCGAGCAAAGAAACACGGACUCAUCAGAUACGAAGACUUACCCGUUCCAUGGCGUGUCAACCCACAUAUCGUCGAAGGUUACCGCUUCACUGAAUCAAAGGUGGAAUGCAUCCAGUCGAUGUUCGGAUUAUCAAACGAAACAGUGAAUAUUUGGUCACAUGCAAUCGGCUUGCUCAUCGUUCUAUCGAUCGCAUUUUACUUCUAUCCUUCCAGUCAUGCAUUUUCCCUGAGUACGAAAGCCGAUGUCGUCAUUGCGGCAUGCUUCUUCUUUGCUGCUUGCAAAUGCCUAGUCUGCAGUACAAUGUGGCAUACAAUGAACAGUGUAGCUGAUCAAACACUCCUGGAAAGGUUCGCUUGUGUCGAUUAUACUGGCAUCUCAUUACUCAUCGCUGCUUCUAUCAUGACAGCCGAUUAUACAGCUUUUUACUGUGAGCCUGUAAGUCGUUGGCUAUACAUGGGCGUGACUGCUGCCCUUGGUUUGGGAGGUGUUAUUCUUCCUUGGCAUCCAACCUUCAACCGACAAGAUAUGGCUUGGGCACGCGUGGCUUUCUACGUCUGUCUCGGCGCAACUGGUUUUGUCCCUGCCCUUCAACUCAAUCUCACUCGUGGUGGAGCAUGGGCUGCGGAAUUUUAUGCCCCUCUUGCUAAGAGUAUCACUGUCUAUUUACUAGGCGCAUGCGUUUAUGCUAGUCAAGUACCUGAACGAUGGUGUCCAGGCGCUUUUGAUUACAUUGGGGGUAGUCAUAACCUCUGGCAUUUUGCCGUCUUGGGUGGAAUCCUUUUCCAUUAUGUCGCGAUGCAGGAAUUCUUUGCAAAUGCAUUCGCUAGGGCUGAAAAUGGUUGCACGAUGUAUUGAUUCAUUACUUGGUCAUCGUGGAAGGGUUAAAAGUUCUGUGAUGUUAUAUUUGUCUUUUUAAUUAGGUUGGGUUGAGCAUGGCGAGGCGUUGUAUCUUUUGGAUGAUAUUGCAGUUGCAUUGCACUACAUUGUAUUGCAUUACAAUAGGGUAGUGUAGAGUAGAGUAGAGUAGAGUAAAGUAGGAUAGAGUAGAAUAGAAGAAGAGAUAGAAAAACUUUAAUUUUCCUAGGAAACAAAUUGGUUUAAAUAUAUGUAUGUGGGAAAUUUAU